Messenger RNA from Pungitius pungitius (ninespine stickleback), 633 nucleotides. Its product is annotated as circumsporozoite protein-like. The transcript is spliced from 4 exons. The record is from RefSeq and is a predicted model, not a curated record. Lineage: Eukaryota; Metazoa; Chordata; Actinopteri; Perciformes; Gasterosteidae. The coding region runs from base 1 to 633 and encodes 210 amino acids.
AUGGAUCUUCCUGACUUUGUGUUGGCUCUGGAAGGUCCCGCCGCAACCCCGCCCCCCAAAACAUCUGAGAACCCUCCCCCCAAAACCUCUGAGACCCCGCCCCCCAAAACAUCUGAGACCCCGCCCCCCAAAACCUCUGAGAACCCGCCCCCCAAAACCUCUGAGACCCCGCCCCCCAAAACAUCUGAGAACCCGCCCCCAAAUACCUCUGAGACCCCGCCCCCAAAAACCUCUGAGACCCCGCCCCCCAAUACCUCUGAGACCCCGCCCCCCAAAACAUCUGAGAACCCGCCCCCCAAAACCUCUGAGACCCCGCCCCCCAAAACAUCUGAGAACCCGCCCCCAAAUACCUCUGAGACCCCGCCCCCAAAAACCUCUGAGACCCCGCCCCCCAAUACCUCUGAGACCCCGCCCCCCAAAACAUCUGAGAACCCGCCCCCAAAAACCUCUGAGACCCCGCCCCCAAAAACCUCCAGCCACCUGGAGGCGACGUUGUGCUCACUGCGGCUCCGGAAGCCGAAGUUCGUCCUCUACGGGGGGGCCGACCCCGAGGCCGCGGGCCGGGACAUUCGGGGAGCGGUGGGGGUGGUGCCGGCUGCACCUCAGGUCCUGACUGACCGCCCUCGGUCCUGA